CGGCGCGGGCGGCGCAUGCGCCGUUCGUCGCGCGGCGUCGGUGCGUGCGCGGCGGGAGACGCGCGCUCCGCCGGGGCGACGGUUCGGCCCCUCAUGGCCAAGCGGCGCGGGGAGCCGUUAGUGUGUCACGUGCCCUCCAAACGCCUCCUGCGCGAGCCGCCGUCGCCCGCCCGCGCUGCCGCGCCCGAGCGGCGCCCCCGGGGCGAAGCGGCGGCCGCCAGCCCCGCCGCCCCGAAGCGGAAGCUGGAGGAGGUGGAGGCGCCGCCGGGCAAGCGGCCUGGGCUGCGGGGGAGCAGCCCCCGCGGGGAGCAGGGGGAUGCGGGCGGCAGGCGGCGGCGGCGCGGCGGGCCAGCGGUGCCCCAGGACGAGCAGACGGCGGAGGGACGCGCCGGUGACCGGGGCAAAGAACGGGCCGCCGUUGCUGAGCAAGAAGAAGAAUUCUGUCAGUAUAACUCAUUCCUGUAUUGGAGAGCACCAUUGCCUACUAUUGAUUUGUCUGAUAUUCAGAACCUACAUGGAGAGACUCCACCAGAAGCUAAAACUUCUUCAAGGACUGAUACCAUGGAGACUGAAAUGGAGACCUGAUCCAUUGUUUCAGUUGUACAUCUACUUGCAGGAAACUUGUUUCCAUUGGGAUUCAGGUUUUUAUACUUGGGAGAAAGAUAAGCAUGCUUCUGCCUUCUUGAAAAAACAGUUUUAUGUCAGUCUGUGAAAGCAACUCUGAAUUGCCUGAGUGGAGGGGAUAAUCACUAUUGGGUACUUAAUAGUAAGCUGUCAGGAGGUGCACAGUGUGGAAGAUGCUAUGAUGUCUAGAAAGAAUGCUUGAAAACAUUGAGACAGACUAAAAGAAUACUAGAGAAAAGUAAGACUUCGGAAUACACUUAGAAGAAACAGGUGAAUAUGUUACAUGUCAAAAGGAAAUGGAAAAUUGUUUUGCCUGUCCUGAACAAAAAGAUGUAACUAUGGUACCCAAAAGUGAAAUAUUUAUCAUGUGAUUUUAUCAUAAAAGCACACAAACUGUAGUGAUUUUUAGUGUGGGUUUUUUUUCUGUGUAAUAGCUCAACCAAAAAAUAAGAGCCUACCAAACCAGACAAAACAUUCCCUUUUCUAUGCAAACCAAAACUACGUGUGGCAGGGAGGGGGAAGGAAAAGGGGAUCUUCUCUUCUUUAAGCUGACACUGCUCUGUAAGUUUUUCACAUUCUCCUUGUGAAGAAGUUAUUUCACCACCUCCUUUUUACUUUACCCAAACCAGUGGGCUGUGAGUUUCUAGGUUUUUCGUCCAUUCUCAAGUUAAUGCUGUUUUUUGUGGUGUUAACAGUAGCAUUGAAAUGGCUGGUGUGCACAGAUGUGUCAAGAAAACUUAAUGCAAUAUAAAAGUACCACACACAUUUUUCAAACUUAACUGCCUGAGGUGUAGCUUUUGUAGAGACCAUGAAUCUUGCAAAAGAUUUUUACAGAAGUUCAUUGAAUUAGUGUUUUUUGCUGUGAAUGGCAAACUUCAUGCUUGUCUUUGUAAUUUAUUUACAAGUUGAAGUACAAUUAGAAAUGCUUAUCUUCAAUAAUAGACUGAAGCUGUAUGAGCAGAAUGUCAGACUUUGCAAAUGUGAUUUGUCUUUAAGGAUAGAAAACACUGUAUUUUUGCUGGAAUUAUUGAAGAAGGCAGCUUGUGUUGUUUUGUUUUUUUGUUUUGUUUUUUUUUUUAAUAAUGUCUUUGCUAAUGAACAAUAAAGUUUUGCCUGUGUGUAUUUGAAAA
Molecule: messenger RNA, 1754 nt
Organism: Columba livia (rock pigeon)
Lineage: Eukaryota; Metazoa; Chordata; Aves; Columbiformes; Columbidae
Gene: CZH9orf40
Product: chromosome Z C9orf40 homolog
Source: RefSeq, a predicted model, not a curated record